Clarias gariepinus (North African catfish) is the source of this 2695-nucleotide messenger RNA. It is a transcript of the gene cbln2a, whose product is annotated as cerebellin 2a precursor. The record is from RefSeq and is a predicted model, not a curated record. NCBI's taxonomy places the organism in Eukaryota, Metazoa, Chordata, Actinopteri, Siluriformes, Clariidae. The transcript has 3 exons. The coding region runs from base 124 to 720 and encodes 198 amino acids. Gene Ontology annotation, molecular function: protein binding.
GUGAGGCGAGGCAGGUGCUUUUUUCUCCUCUCAUCCUCCCGGAGAGCUCAUUUACAUUUUCCUUUCUGGUUCCUCUCCAGUUCCUUCUUGGUUCCUCUCCGGUUCCUCCUCCUGGGUGAGAAGAUGGGAUCUCCAGCCGUUUCUCUCCUUCUCUCCUGCGCUCUGCUACUCUCUGUCUCAGUGUCUCGCUCUCAGACACACAACGACACCGAGCCCGUGGUUCUGGAGGGGAAAUGCCUGGUGGUGUGCGACUCCAAUCCGUCCUCAGACGGGGGCGUCACCUCCUCGUUCGGGAUCUCGGUGCGAGCUCCGGGGGCGAAGGUGGCAUUCUCGGCCGUCAGGGGGACGAACCACGAACCGUCCGAAAUGAGCAACAAGUCCAUGACCAUCUACUUCGACCAGGUUCUCGUCAACAUCGGCCACCAUUUUGACCUGAAGACGAGUGUGUUCCAAGCACCGAGGCGCGGCAUUUACAGCUUCAGCUUCCACGUCGUCAAGGUCUACAACCGUCAGACCAUCCAGGUGAACCUGAUGCACAACGAGUACCCGGUCAUAUCAGCGUUCGCAGGAGAUCAGGACGUGACCCGUGAGGCAGCGAGUAACGGCGUUCUCCUGCUUCUGGAGCGAGAUGACCGACUCUACCUGAAACUGGAAAGAGGGAACCUCAUGGGAGGAUGGAAAUAUUCCACCUUCUCGGGAUUUCUCGUCUUCCCGCUCUGAUUUUUACGUCCUCUCUGUCGGAAAACCUGCUCCUUUAAGUCCCACUGUAUCACGAGGAACGCAGGGGUAUGAGUUACAGGAGACGUUCAGCGCUUUCUCACUCUAAUCUCUCUGUAGUCCAAACUCCUUCAGAAUGGAAGUCUAAUCAUGUGUUCACAUAAGCAGCUGAUGAGUCUCACAUGGCACUUGUAGUUUGUCUCUUAUGGGCGUGGCCAUGUUUAGCAUUUUCUUUUUAAAUUUCAAAGGUAGCCUCAAUAUAGUGGCCUCUUAAGUUAACGAGUUCAACAUACGUAAACAUCGCACUAAUCAGUGUGAAGGUCAGCUGGUGACUCUCGUGAUACGCCUUAUUGGUAGCUUUGUCCCCAAGUUAGAUAUUAUUAGAUUUGCUGCUUAAACGAUUUUGCAUAAAAUUAUUACAAUUUCCAUAUCAUGUACGUUUCAUGCACAUAUGCACAGAAAAUUACUCAUCUGUCACUUUAUAUCGUUGCACUGUUGUACAUCUAAAGAUAAAAAUCCAGAUUUAGACUUCCAGACAUCUUUUCCCAGCAGAGGGAGAUUAGAGUGAUAAAUCCUGGACACAUCUGUCACAGCUUCGGCUGGAGAACGUCCUAACGACCUUGAAGAACCUGGUGAUCAUCAAAGUAACAACGGUGUGAUUAUCAGAACGAGGACUGAAGGGCAUGAGGAUGUUUUUUGAAGAGCAAAAUGACUUCUUUAUUAUAAAUACAGCUUGUAUGUGUCACCUUUUAAAUUGUCUCUGAUACAGGUUUCCUGGGGAAACUCUAAACCAUGUGUAAGGUGAUGUUAAAGCGGCUUCAGUAUGAACCUACCAAAAUCUAGUCAUGGGUUUGAAUUAUUUUUGUACUAAAAAGCUAAAUUUUGGUUGCACGUACGGUGAACUGUUGGGUGCUACAGUAGAUGUCUUUUAAUUAUAGUCGCUCAAUGUUAGUUUAAAUAUACAGUAUAUAAAUAGUUUGAGAAUGUAAUCCUGAAACUUUUGCAAAACCACAAAUGCAACCUGGCUUAUAUUUGUUUUUGUUUUAAUUUAAAGGCCACUUCCAGAAUAAAACGUCACUCAAUCUUCCAUGUGCAGAAUGAUCUGUCUCAGACUAACAGGAUGAAAAUGUAGUGCAUUUAAACGUUCUGAUUAUCUUGGGCGUGUAUAUGAGCUAUGCAUAAUCAUAAACCAAAGGAUUAGAAUUAUAAACUCAUUAAGAAGCUAACUAUACAGUGUAAUCCAGGGACCAAAUUCAUGAACAGUUAUACAUUAUAUCAGUAACUUUUACAUUUUAAGUUUGCAUGUUAGCGAUGAUACCUGCAGCGUAAAGAAUUAAAAUAAAUAUACUUAUUGUGACGCUCUUACAAGUAGAUUUUUUUUUAUAAUGAUUUGUACUACUAGUAAAACAAACACAGAAACUUGUUCCUGCUGAAAAUGACACCUUCAUAGUGACUUUAGAUGUUUUGUAAGAAAUCCGGUCUCUCGCUGUUGGACACACAGGACUCUUAAAGGACGCACAGGACGGCUUCCUGUUUUGUGUUAAAAUCCAGAAGUGAAACAUAAUAAAAUACAUUUACUUUGUCACUGUAAUUAAGUACAGUUUUCACAUUUCUGUACUUUACUUUAAUAGUUUUAUUAGAUUCAAGAUUCAAAAUUCAAAGACCUUUAUUAAUCUCAGAGGGAGAUUGCUUAUAUUUUAUAAUUGAUGAUACUUUACUCCAACACAUCCUACGGCAAAUAUCUGUACUUUCUACUUCACUACAUUUCUGAAUGGCGUUGUGUUACACAAACACACAGGGGUGUGAAAUAUUGUAGUAAUUGAUUUGUUAUACGUAAUUACGUGAUUUGCAUUUGAUCUGUGAAAUGCAGCAGGGGUUCGAAAUCAGACGUGGAAAUGGUUGCAGGCAGUGAAAUCAGGUCGUUCACAAUCGGGAAACAGAGAGAGAGAAAGAGAGAGAGAGACAGAGAGAGAGAGAG